This is a messenger RNA of Caenorhabditis bovis, 324 nucleotides long. NCBI's taxonomy places the organism in Eukaryota, Metazoa, Nematoda, Chromadorea, Rhabditida, Rhabditidae. The record is from the annotation of a GenBank genome assembly.
AUGAAAUACUUGGGAGCUUAUCUCCUCGCCAACAUCGGUGGCAAUGCCUCCCCAUCGGCUAAGGACAUCCUCAAGAUCCUCGAAUCUGGAGGUCUUGACUGUGAUAUGGAAAACGCCAACAAGGUUGUUGACGCCCUUAGCGGAAAGACCAUUGCUGAGGUUAUAGCUGAAGGAAAAGCUAAGCUCGCUUCCGUCCCGUCCGGAGGAGCUGCUGCCCCAGCCGCUGCUGCUCCAGCUGCUGCCGCUGCCGCCCCAGCUGCUGCCAAGAAGGAAGAGCCAAAGGAAGAAUCCGAUGACGAUAUGGGCUUCGGUCUCUUUGACUAA